This is a messenger RNA of Triticum turgidum subsp. durum (durum wheat), 924 nucleotides long. The record is from the annotation of a GenBank genome assembly. NCBI's taxonomy places the organism in Eukaryota, Viridiplantae, Streptophyta, Magnoliopsida, Poales, Poaceae.
AUGGCGCUCUCCCGCCGCCUUCUCCUCUUCCUCUCCCUCGUCGCCAUCACGGCGGUCACCGGCACCUCCGAGAUCAUCGUGACCAGGUGCUACCCGCCGCCGACGCCCACUGUCAACGGCAGCACCAGCGCGUUCCGGCGCGAUCUCCUCUCGCUGCUCGACGCCGUCCCCUCGGCCACCGCGCGGACGGGCUUCGCCUCCAUGCGGACCGGCGGCGCGUUCGCCCGCGGCCUCUGCUUCGGCGACCCCGCGCCAGACCCGUGCUUCCGCUGCCUGUCUGACGCCGGCGGGAAGAUCACCGACCUGUGCGGACACGCCAACCGGCGCGCGGGCUUCCUGACCGACGGCUGCUUCCUGGGCUACUCCGACGCCAACGCGUCCUCCGCCGGCGCGGACGACGACGACAUCAGUGGCGUGACAUUCUCCGGCGACGCCGUCCCACGCAUCGACAACGUCGACGUGCUGAAGCUCGUUGCCGUGGCGCGGUCCCUGGUCCCGCGGUCCGCGAACGGCCAGGUGGCCGCCGCCGACGCGACUGCCACGGCGAGCAACGGCUACACGGUGCGCAUGCUGGCACAGUGCGCGACGGACAGCGCCCCGGCGGAGUGCGCCCGGUGCCUGCGGGAUUCGUCGCUGCAGAUGGCCAAGAGCUGGAGUCUCACGCUCACCGCCGGCGUCGACGUGCAAGGAAGCGUGGCCGCGGUUCUCGGCCCGAACUGCUACCUCCGCUUCGAGAUAUCGGCACCGCCGCUGCCCGUGAGAGAGAAGAUUCGGAGGAUCGUAAAGGAUAACCUCGUCCUGACUGUGUGCAUUGGCUUCAUCGUCGCCGGGGUUAUCAUCCUGCUGCUAGUUCAUGUCUGCCGCCUGGUGACGAGGAAGCUCGGGAAUGCUGCAGCCGCACCAGCGGCAGAAGGGAAGCCAUGA